Molecule: messenger RNA, 2942 nt
Organism: Notothenia coriiceps (black rockcod)
Lineage: Eukaryota; Metazoa; Chordata; Actinopteri; Perciformes; Nototheniidae
Gene: nfe2
Product: nuclear factor, erythroid 2
Exons: 4
Coding region: 282-1751 (489 amino acids)
Biological process (GO): regulation of transcription by RNA polymerase II
Cellular component (GO): nucleus
Molecular function (GO): RNA polymerase II cis-regulatory region sequence-specific DNA binding; DNA-binding transcription factor activity, RNA polymerase II-specific
Source: RefSeq, a predicted model, not a curated record
CCCAUUUAUGCCGGUGGCUGUAAGUGCAGCUGAACAGAGAGAGACAGACAGUUGAAUAAGAGAUAGAGCAAGAGGCCUCGUGUGUUUUACGUCUUGUGAUCUGUUAAAAGUCAGCAACAUCACGACAUAUGUGAAAAAAGAACAGUUUCUCCUUCACUCAUUUUUUUUCCCUUCUUAACACCAGGAUUGUGCUUCACAUCUGAAGUUAUUUUUGACUCAUCACCUGUUGAAGAAGCAGAGAAUGUUGCUAAGGUUGAUCUAGCAGCUAGAGUCUGUCCUGAAUGUGUUCAACAGCCAACUAUGUUCUCCCUCUGAGGAGAACCUGUGAGGUAUUAGCUACUCCAGGCAGGCUGUGUGGGGGAGUGUCUAUGUCAGCUAAUUUCCCUGGAGCCAGGUCUCAUGGAGCUCCUCAGGACACAGAGAUGGAUGUGGCUUGGCAGGAACUGAUGGCCAUCACAGAAAUGCAGGAGUUUCAAGCCCCCAGUGAAGGCUCCUAUGAAACAACACAGUACCAAACUAUGGAGCCCAUGGUCCCUAUGGGAGGAUAUGGGAUGGCCCAGUCCCAUUCCGAGCCGCCUCCUGCUGCUUGUGAGCUCGGCCCUGCUGACACUUAUGAUGGAUGUUAUUCUGAAGAGGUGCCCUCCUGUCAUCGUCUCAGAAGCCAUUCAGAGGCAAUGUAUGGACCUGAACCUCUGCACAAUCAAAGAAUGAUCCCCAUCUCUUCCUACACACAGACCUCGCACAUGGCUCCUAGAGAACCAAUGAACAUGUCAGGUAGCAGUCAAGGGCACAGGAGGGCAAACACUUCUCUCUCUCGGGAUCUCCGUCGGCACAUGUUUUGGACUACACAUGGACAAAGUUUGCACGCCCGUUCAGCUGAUGAUCUUGAGUCGGACUCAGGUCUGUCUCUGGGCUCUAGUCCACCUUUGGCUUCCCCAGAUAAUCCCGUUGGGGGUGCAUCAGGUUACCAGAGUGUUGACAUAGGGAUGACAUAUAGUGAUGUUGAAGCAGACAGUGUGGCUGAACAUGCCAGAAGAGCACACAUCCAUUACCCAAUGGACUACCAGAACCAAUCUCAUUCAUAUUUACAAUCAGGUGAUCAGUCUUAUUUCUCAACCCAACCCACUCUCUCUCUUACACAAGGUAAUGCUCCAAUUCCACAGCCAGUAAAACAGCAGGGAGAGGCCUCUUCACUGAAUAAUCUGUACAUAGACUCUGGAGUGUCCAGCAGAGGGAGCUCCCAACAUAACAUGUACAGAAAACCACAGGGAAGUAUCUCCACUCCUGCACCACUGAGCAGAGAUGAGCGGCGGGCUAUGUCCUUAAAGAUCCCCUUCCCCAUGGCGAAGAUCAUCAAUCUACCUGUGGAUGACUUCAAUGAGCUCCUAACACAUUAUACCCUCACAGAAAGUCAACUAGCACUAGUCAGAGAUAUUAGACGAAGGGGGAAGAACAAGGUAGCUGCUCAGAACUGCAGGAAAAGGAAGCUUCAGAGCAUAAUUCACCUUGAAAGAGAACUGAACCAGCUGCAUGGUCAGAGAGAGCGACUGGCACAGGAGAGGCACGAGUUCCAGCGGAGCUUGGCUUUUAUUAAAUGUCGCCUUACAGACCUUUAUUCAGAGGUGUUUUCUCACUUGAGAGACGAAAAUGGACAACCAUACUCAGUAGAUGACUACACCCUACAACAGACACCUGAUGGAAAAAUGUAUCUGGUACCUCACACCAACAUGCAGCAAAGAGAGCAAUGCUAAGGCACUGGGGAUUGAUUAUUCUAUUAAUACCCUUACAGUAUACUGCCCUAUUGUGCAGAUUUAAAAGUAUACAAACUGACUGGAGGUCACAAAAAAGAUUAUACAAAACAUGCCAUAUAUGCAUCACUGUACACUUCAUGCUCUUACAUAUGACUAAAACAACACAGGUGUCUUAUAAAAAUACUUUAUUUAAAAACACUGCACAGCAGUCUUCAGUGUAAAAAAAACAAGUCUCCAGCAUGAUUAUUCAGGAAGCCUGUGAAGAACAAAUCAAAGAUAAAUAUGCAAGCAUUAAAAAUAGUAAUGUGCAAGAUUCUGAUGAAUGACUGAUUUGUACCUGAAUUGAGCCAUUGUCACAGAAAUGGAAUCUGGUUUUGGACACCAUGUUGAGUUUCCUAUAAAGCAGAAAUAUCAAUUAAGUAUAACAAUCUGUCAACCAAAGAAAAAAAAUUAUUAAUUUUGUUCACAGCAUGCAUAUUUGUACGGCCUCUUUGCACAAUUAGAAGGCCACGUUAUUGGUGAAGUCAUAAUAAAGUUUUUUUUGCACAAAUAUAUUGUCAUUACUGGGCUACGUAACUUACUACCGGCUACACAAUAGCAAUACAUACUAUCAGUAGUUGAGAAGUCUGGUCUUACCUACAGACAGCACUUAUGCCUUUUGGUAGCUGCUGCAUGCUAGCCUCAGGCUUCUGUUCUCACUCUCCCCUGCUUCAAUGAUCCUGGCGAUGGUUUUGCUACUUCUCUCCCUCAGCUGGCUUCCAUGACUAGCCUCAAAGACUUUGCAUGUAAGCUAGCAUCCUCCAGUUGAUCUUUGCAGAACUCAGGGUAGUCUGUACCAGGUGAUGGGCUCUUUAUGAUGAAGUAUUGUGUGCACCACCUCUCAUUCCUCAACCACAAUUGUAGAUGUUCCCUUCACAUUGACUUAUGGUGUAUGUAGUUACUAUUGCAGGUCUUCUCACAUCACAUGGAUAUUUCUUGGCUCCUCACAUAUGCAAAUGAUGUCCCUCAUCCCACAGUGUACAGUAAUAGUCAACCCUCCCUUUCCCAGACCACUGAAGAGGCUAACAACACGUUGUAAAAAAACUGAAAGAUGCUUUAUUUCAGCUUGAUUUGAUGCAGAUACAAAUAAAACCAGACUCAAAGAAAAAGAAAUCUACAUAAAAUCUCAUUGGAAUGCUUGCUUUCCAGAUA